GUCGCCCUCCCCCAGGGUUGUGGCCACGCGCAGCGGCGGCGGUUGUUCCGCUUCCCCUCCGGCCCGGGCCGUCGCCAUUGCCGAAGGCUCCCUGCCUUCCCCUCCCUGGCGGGCGCAGGGCUCCGCUACCGCCCGGCCUAGCGGUAGCAGCGGCUGCGCUCCAGCGCGGCUCCGCUUCCCGCCCCGCGUCCCCUUCCCCCCCCUCCCCUGCCCGCGCCGCGCACUCGCCCGGGGCGGCUGCGCAGCCCGCCGGGAGCUCUGACGGAGGCGCCUCGCCGGGGCGGGGACCGUUCCUGGCUGGGGCCAUUUCAUAAUUCUGAAUCAUGUCUGAUAACGGAGAAUUGGAAGACAAGCCUCCAGCACCACCUGUGCGAAUGAGCAGUACCAUUUUUAGCACUGGAGGCAAAGACCCUUUGUCAGCCAAUCACAGUCUGAAACCUUUACCCUCUGUUCCAGAGGAAAAAAAACCCAGGAAUAAAAUCAUCUCCAUAUUCUCAGGCACAGAGAAAGGAAGUAAAAAGAAAGAAAAGGAACGGCCAGAAAUUUCUCCUCCAUCUGAUUUUGAACACACCAUUCAUGUUGGCUUUGAUGCUGUUACUGGAGAAUUCACUGGAAUGCCAGAACAGUGGGCUCGAUUAUUACAGACCUCCAAUAUCACCAAACUAGAGCAAAAGAAGAACCCUCAGGCUGUGCUGGAUGUCUUAAAGUUUUACGACUCCAACACAGUGAAACAGAAAUAUCUGAGCUUUACUCCUCCCGAAAAAGAUGGCUUCCCUUCUGGAACACCAGCACUGAAUGCCAAGGGAUCAGAAACAGCAGCAGUAGUAACAGAGGAAGACGAUGAUGAUGAAGAGACUGCUCCUCCUGUUAUUGCCCCACGACCAGAUCAUACAAAAUCAAUUUACACACGGUCUGUGAUUGACCCUAUUCCUGCACCAGUUGGCGACAGUACUGUUGACAGCGGUGCUAAGUCUUCAGACAAGCAAAAGAAGAAGACCAAGAUGACAGAUGAAGAGAUUAUGGAGAAAUUAAGAACUAUUGUGAGCAUAGGCGACCCUAAGAAAAAAUAUACAAGAUAUGAAAAAAUUGGACAAGGGGCUUCUGGUACAGUUUUUACUGCUACAGACGUGGCGUUGGGACAGGAGGUUGCUAUCAAACAGAUUAAUUUACAGAAACAGCCAAAGAAGGAAUUAAUCAUUAAUGAGAUUCUGGUGAUGAAAGAAUUAAAGAAUCCCAACAUAGUUAACUUCUUGGACAGUUACCUGGUGGGAGAUGAAUUGUUUGUGGUAAUGGAGUACCUUGCUGGAGGGUCACUUACUGAUGUUGUGACAGAAACCUGCAUGGAUGAAGCCCAGAUUGCUGCUGUGUGCAGAGAGUGUUUACAGGCAUUGGAGUUUUUACAUGCUAAUCAAGUGAUCCACAGAGACAUCAAAAGUGACAAUGUGCUUUUGGGGAUGGAAGGAUCAGUUAAACUUACUGACUUUGGUUUCUGUGCCCAGAUCACCCCUGAGCAGAGCAAACGUAGUACCAUGGUUGGCACACCAUACUGGAUGGCACCAGAGGUGGUCACACGGAAGGCUUAUGGCCCUAAAGUUGACAUAUGGUCUCUGGGUAUCAUGGCUAUUGAGAUGGUAGAAGGAGAGCCUCCAUACCUCAAUGAAAAUCCCUUGAGGGCCUUGUAUCUGAUAGCAACUAAUGGAACCCCAGAACUUCAGAAUCCAGAGAAACUGUCCCCAAUAUUUCGGGAUUUCUUAAAUCGAUGUUUGGAAAUGGAUGUGGAAAAAAGGGGUUCGGCCAAAGAAUUGUUACAGCAUCCCUUCCUGAAACUGGCCAAACCAUUAUCUAGCUUGACACCACUGAUCAUGGCAGCUAAAGAAGCAAUGAAGAGUAAUCGUUAACACCUUCGCCAUGGCUUCAUAUUCUUUUUUCCAUUUUCUAAAAGAAGUCUUUUAAUAUAUGAAAAUUCUUGCUCUUUUCGGGGUUUAAAGAAGUGACCUACAUAGCGUGGAGGAAAAAAGCAAACUAUUCUCUGAAGGCAACCAAGAGAAAAUUGCAAAAAGAAAAUUAUGACUUUGAAAUGAACCCCUUCUUUAGGGUCCAAAAGGAAUUGUCUUUCAGCAGACAGUCUAUCGUGGCCACUUCUCAUGCUUGAGAUUUACAUUUCAUUUUGCUGACUUUGUUGUAGUAGAUCCCAUUCAUUGUCCCCUGUGGGAUAUUUUUAAUACUUGAAUGGCAGAUUUGAGUUUUUCAGAGUAUUGUUUCAUCUGCUAGUCUUCUUUUUCUCUCCUUCACAGCUUUACUUUUCCUUGACAUGCUCCUUUUGAGUUGCUUUGAGAAAUUUUUCUCAUGCCUAAAUUCAAGGCAAGUGUGAUUAGAAAUCAUGUAGCUCCUUAUAUUGGCAAAGGAGCUCAAUGCAGUUUAACUUUGUAUAGAAGCUAGGACCAGCUAUUGUUACAUGUAAUAUUUCAGUUCAGAACUUGAUCUGAAGGAAGGGAAGAAAAGUAUGUGAUUUUUACCUUUUUUAACAAAUGUGAAAAAAGUCAACUUUAGAAAUUUCAUGUAGUGAGGUUGGGGUUUGUUACAUGUAUAGCGAGAAGACUAAUAAUCUAUAUUUAUAACUAAAUCAUUGAGCUAGAAAAAGCAUCCCAUUGACUACAUUCUUACAAUUGGGUCUUCCUUUCUGCCUGUUUCCUCUUCAUAUUUGGCUCCAGAAACCAAAGUGAUUUGUUCUUGUUCAAACUUGGGCUUUUUGACUUUGGUUAGUGCCACUACCUUCCCCUUCCCUCCUUUUUCCUUCUUCAUUUUGAAAAUAAAUUUCUGUAUAUGUUGCAAUUUUAGGUUUAGGUUUGGUUUUUUGUUUUUAUUUUUAAUGAACCCUCUCUCUCACCCCACAACCCCCCCACAACCCAUGGCAAAUAAUAUAAUAACCAUUGAAUUUCCAGAAUUUAAAAGUUAACCUUUUUUUUUUUUUUUUCCAUUUAAAGGAUAAAAAUAUUUGGGGCUAGCAGAGACAGAGUCUUGAACCUUGGUGAGCUUGAAAUAAUUAGAUGAGAUUAUGUUCAUGAAAGGGAGAUGUCAGUAUUACAGAAAAGUAGCUUAUGACCAAUAAACUGUAGAGACUUGUCAUAAGUUAAAUUGUCCCAAACCACCAAUAUUUUAUUGUCUAUGAGAACUUCAAUAACAGUACUUCUUGAUGAGUUUGUAGAUCAUUUGAAACACUGAGAUACUAUAAUGGGUUUUUUUCCCCUUCAAAUAAAUUGAGAAUAUUCAUGUAAAAAACUGGAGAAAGAAAAAUGAAAUGUGCUUGUUGAUAGCAAUACUUUUUUAUUUUAAAGAUUUUUUUAAAAGGUCCGUGACCUGUAGCAUUAAUUAUUUGAGUACCUGCUCUUCUCCCCUUCCCUUCUCUUUUUUCCUCUCAUACUUCUAUUUUGUUGUUUUGCUAUUAAAGUAGGUAUUAUUCCUUCUGACAUAGCUGGAACCUCAUAAAACAAAUAUCUGCAGUUUGGUUCUGGCAUUUUGUUCCCACCAUCCCCUCCCAGUUAACUUCAUACCUGUUUGCCAUUUUGCAGUAGUAAAAUCAUGAAUAAAAAUAAUUUUAUUGUUUUGGAGUACAUGGGGAAACUAGCAGGAUUUUGUGUCCUGUUAGUCCCAUCAUAUCUGUGUUCAGAUACAAUUAUAAGGAGAGAAAUGGCUGUUUUUUUACUGAUAAGGCAGAAAGAUUUUCAGAAAAAUAAGUGAAAUAAUGAAACAUAUCUAGAGCACUUAAUGGUCUGUGUUUUCAGUGUAAUUCUUGAUUUCAUUUUUCUCUGGACUACAUUGGCCUUGUACAUUCAUUCCUAAAUUACAGAAACUGGUUUAUUUCUGGUGAAAAGCUACAGUGCCUCUUCCAGAUCUGAACAUUCUUUGUAAACAGUUGUCUGGAUGGAUUAUGAUAAAGAAGAUACUACCGAUGAAAUAGAAAACCAACUAGAUAAGACUUAUCAUGACUACUCAAGAAGGCACUUCCAUCCUAAGUCAUAAAGACCACAUUCACUGAAUAUGUGCCAAUGCCCCAUUUUAUGCUUGUGACUCAACAAAGGGCUUUUCAGUUGAUAGAAGCAGUUUGGGAUUUAUAUUUACAACUUCUUUGAUGGUUACCUGUACGUCCAUUGCUGGCAACGGACUUUGUUGUUAAAACCUGACUCCUAGGUUAAGGGAGCUACACUGUGGUUUAUUCUUUACUUACCUGGAUAAACUAACCUCUAAUAGAAAUAUACUUUGGUUAAUUUUGAAAUGUGUCAUUUUUAAAUGAAAUCUUAAAAGCAAUACAGACUUGUGAUUUAUUAGUUAAUUUUAAAUUAAAAUAUUCAGAUCUUGUUGAAAGAACAAUUAUCUCUGAAUCAAAGUUCAUGUUUUUUAAAUAAUUGCCUUUUGUAUUCACCCUUUUUGUCAUCAUUUUAAAAUGAAAAUUCCCAUUUAAAUCUACAAGUUACCUUAGUAGUCCUCUUGUGUUAUUAGGACAAUUACUGUAGUAAUUAUUUAUUCUCUUUAGACUUGCUGGUGGUCUUAAAGUUAUCUUCUUUUUUUUUUUUUUCUUUUGCUUUUAGGAACAGUUAGAACUGGGAAACCAUAAAAACAUUGAACAUUUUAUCCUGCCUAAAAUAGUAAACAGAGUGAUUGUGUAGCGUAAGACACAAAGCCAACACAACUCUGUCUUCAUGUGUUGCGUGCCUGGCAUGUAGUAUGAAUCAUUUUUCCUUUAACAUAUAAAUAUUAAGCUGCUUAGAAUUUACUGAUUAACCACGAAUUCUAAACGAGCCUGUGCCUUUAACAAGCAAUUUAAAACUACCUAUGAGUAUUUCUUUGUAGGGCUCACUUAAAUACAUGUUUUUUGUAUAUAUUGUAUUCUAGCCAGAAUAAUUUUAGGUCUGAUCAAGUAGUAGCUGUAAGUAGAGGAAUAAUUUACAUCAAUUUUUGAAUCUAAAAUUUUUUUAAAAUAUGCUGAAAUUCAUGUCUAGUGAAAUGUCAAAAUACCAUUAUAAAUUAGCUAAAAUCUAGGUUAAUACUCAUUUGGGGUCUUUUUAAUAGUAAUAUAAAAAGCAGAUUGUCUUCCUCAUCUCCACUGCUCCUGUAGAUGUUUAAACAGUUAAAAUUCAUUUUUUCAUAGUGUGUGUAUUAGGAAAGAAUAUAUGUAUGUGUAUACACACACACACACACGCACGCACAUUCAUUCUUUUGUUUUCCUCACUCAACACAUUUAUUGAACGCUGUGGCAAAGAUGCUGUGGUAGGUGAUGUUGGAGUUACAAAGAAGAGUCGAGCACUGGCCUGGCCUUGAAAGAACAGAAGUCUUUUUCAAAAGUUCACCAUUCUAGAUUGCUGCCUAGACAAGAGGCGGAAAGAAAUGUAUGAUAAUUCUGUGAAGCAAAUCUUUAUUCUUUAAAAACAACGAAUUACAUUUGGAAUGAUUGAAAUGUGCUGGCCUUUUUUCUUGUUUUGAUAGAAAUGGAAUUAAGUGAAAGUAGCUUGUCUUUUCUAUUGUCUUCAAAUUUUAUAAUGCUUUUUCUUUUUAAUUUAAUCCCAUUCAAUUAUUUAAUUGUUAAAUUGACAUUAACUGCUGUAUUUGAUGACUUUGUUCAGUAAUUUUGUUCUUUCAGGGCUAGAAAUAAACUUUUUUUUGAAUGUUCA
Molecule: messenger RNA, 5666 nt
Organism: Carlito syrichta (Philippine tarsier)
Lineage: Eukaryota; Metazoa; Chordata; Mammalia; Primates; Tarsiidae
Gene: PAK2
Product: p21 (RAC1) activated kinase 2
Exons: 15
Coding region: 324-1898 (524 amino acids)
Biological process (GO): intracellular signal transduction; protein phosphorylation; regulation of MAPK cascade
Cellular component (GO): cytoplasm
Molecular function (GO): ATP binding; protein serine/threonine kinase activity
Source: RefSeq, a predicted model, not a curated record